GAAUAGAGGUGGCCUUCUCCGAUCGUUCGGAGAAAUAGUCACUUCGAUAAUGAAAUACUCUCUGCUACAACUCUGAUUAUUUCUAACUUCCUGUGUAAACAAAGACACUUCUUGUGCAAGAUCCUAAACUUAAACAUAGACGACGCCCACCCAAGUCUUUCCUCCUAUUUCACCACCGGUUCUGUCGAGCAUGUGAAACUUAAGAGUUGGAGUAGAGAGCAUUCCAAUACGACGAUGAUGUCUUGAGGAAGAACAAACAACAUUAAUUUUGUCAUUUUCUAAGUACUUAUCUGUGAUGCCAAAUAUGUCUGAUGCUGAGAAGACACUGCUGCGGCAUGCGACCGACUCUCUUCAAGCUCAAGAGAGGCUCUGUUGGAAGCUGAGCCAGAAAGAUGAUACGAGUCCAGAAGUGAGAGAGAAGGCUCACUCCAGCCUCGACAUGAUGCGCUCGUUGAAAAGCAGCCUGGAAGGUUCUGACCUUGACAUUAUCACACCACGUGUGGUGGCGGAGGAGGCGGAGCUUGUGGAACUGAGGCGGCUGACAUUGAUGCACACACCCAGCUCACUCACUGAUGCUGCCAGGGACUCGCUCACCUCCCAGGUUAACGAUGCCUUGAAAGGUCAAGUGAAAAGUGUUGUGUCGGUGACCUUGUUGACCUGCCCAUGGUGGGAAGUGUCUCAACGUGAGCGAGGGGAGCAGGCCAAGCACAACAUCCUCCUCGUGAUCUUCACCUCCCACGACCAACAGUUCUUCUCUCCCGCCAACCCGCAGACCAAGGAAAAAGCCUGUGUUAUUGACCUGGGCUGGUUUUUGGCCAUAGAGUUAUCUCACUUUGGCCAGGCUUUGGGCCGCGGCCGUUCUCGUUACCUGGAGACUGUCUUCUGCCGUACAGGGGCCGAGGUGUUCUCUACGGCCGAGUGGCGGGAGCUGAGGAACUCCCUGGACUUCAAACUUGUGGCUGGCACUAAACCCUUCCUGGAGGCUUGCUUGGGCCAGGCAGUGGGAGGUGUGAGCAAAAAGAAGAAGAAUGGAGGAAUGAAGCUGAGGGAAGCCUCCACUCUGUUUGAGAUCUGCGAGUCUCUAAGACUUCUUCAGCUUGCCGACAAUGGCUUAAGAGGUCGAGGAAAUCAGCCGGAGGUCAUAGAGGACAGUUUGCCAGAGGUCGGAAAAGCGGCACUGGAGAAAAUUAAAAGCUUUUACACCCACGAACAGCCCCACAACUGCAAGCACGAGCUGUUUGAUCUCAUCAUGGCUUGGACGGCAGAGUUGAGGCCCUUGUCAAAUGCCUUGAAGCCUCAAGCAGCCAAAUCAAACCAGAACCAGGUGUCGCUUGCCAUUGGUAAAUGGAUGAUGCAAACUCGACUACAGGGAAGGGAGGUCGCUCCUUCUUCAGUCAUCGAGGAUGAGGUGAGCCACCUGGCUAGUCUGCUGACCAAGGUUGGAGGUCCUGUGGCGGCCAUGUCACCAGCAGAUGUCCUGAUGGUCGCAGUGGCAGGCAGUGCUAUGUACAACCUCAACACUCCCUCCUCGGACAUUGAUUACCUGGUUGUGUACAGGGUUCCCACACAGACGUUGCUGUCUAGUACUAGCAAAGUGACAGAGAUAGUUGAGAGCAGGGGUUUGAACCAGACAGUGGAGUAUGGAGCCUAUGAAGCCCGUACCUUUUGCGAGAUGCUGCUCAAAUGUAGUGUUGUCAUUUUGGAGCUGCUCUUUGCUGACAAUCAUGAGUACAUGAGUCCUCAGUGGAAGGAACUUGCCAAACACAGAAAGUCAUUUGUGACAGAGAAAGCCAUUCAGCAAUAUCUGGGACUUGUGAAGAACAACUUCAAGUUUAUUCGCCAGGGUCGACACCUGUCGAGUCCAAAAAGAGAUCGCAAGCUGUUUUAUCAGAUCUUCCACAAACUCCACAGUGUGGAACACAUGCUGAGAGAGGACAUACCCCCAGUGAGGGUGGAUGGAGCAGUGAGAGAGUUCAUCAUGAACGUCAGAACACAGGAUGGUGGGGAGUGGAGUCGGGAGCAGUUACUAGAAAAAGCAACAUCACAGUAUCAGGCUGUGAGGGAAUCACUGUGUUCCCGGGAAUCCAGACUACCAGAAAAUGCUGACUACGAGCUUUGUACUCGCUGGCUUCUCAAUGUCAGGGGACUGUCAGAAAAAUUGUGAAGAUAAAUUUAUAUUGAUACUACUACUACUACUACUACUACUACUACUACUACUACUACUACUACUACUACUGCUUACUACUACUGCUACUGCUACUGCUACGGCCACCGCCACCGCCACCGAUAAUAUUAAUGAUUUUUAAAAUUUGCAUUUGCAAUUGGCAUUGGCUUGCAUUGUUGAUGAGAAAAUGACUUGACUGGAAAGUACUUAUAAUACGAACUUGAAGGUUUAUGUUCUUAAUUUUUAUAUCAAAGUAUGCCAUUGAUCUAACCGGUGAUACUGUCAACAUGAAUUGGUCUUUUCUUGAGCUUUGUUCAGGUGAACCCCUUUGGUUUGGAAAAAAAAGUGAGUCCUCUAAAAUGACAUCAAGUGCUGAUAAAUAUUUGUUUCUGGUCUAUCGCGAUUUUAGUUUUAAAAAUAAAUAUAUACAAAAUUUGUAGAUUGUGAAUCUUACCCUGUUUUUGUGUACGUUUAGAUCUGAUAUUGUCAACUAUAUUGAAUGCACUGCUAGUAAGAUGAAUUAGGAUCAAUGCUAUAGUUUAGCUUUGGAGAUUUGUCUAAAAAGUUGUUAGAAUUAACACCCUCUGUGCAUGUUUGCUUAUGCUUUUUCUUUUUAUCUAAACUGAAUAGUAGCAAAAACAUUGGGAGUCAUAUUAACCCUUUCGUUGCCAGGGGAUAUGGGUUCCUACUGAUUUCCAGCUGAGCUAGUUACCCAGGACAGCAGCCUAAUGUCUCAGUGCUAAUGGAUGCACUGCCUAGAUCUAGCAUUCUCAUGACAUAGUUCGGAUGCCGGGUCUUCAAUUGUUUCAUUUUUCUCACUUUUCUAAUUCACUAUUUCCUCCCAUCUUAUUCCUAAUUUUGAAUAACCUGCAAAUCUAAGUCAAAAACUGAAUUUAUUUGCUUUUUAAAAGUCAUUUUGAUGUUUACGUUUUUUUGAGGGCACGCGCGGCUGCCCGCAAGCCUAGAUCUAUAUUUAUCGAUCACUUGCAGCGUGGCGGGAAAGAAAUACUAGCAGAUUUUGUACCGAUGUGCGCAUCUUUUAUUUCCGAAUAGGAAUGUAUGCUACGUUUAUGGCUAAAACUACGUACAAAAGAAUUAGAGCCCGGUUAUUAGCGUGCGUACAUAUGUAUUGUCAUAAAUAUAGACAACCAGGAGCGACAAAUUUUGCCAACUUCCAUAAAUGUAAAUGGUUCGGCACAGCGCUAAAAGGUGAGAGUCAGGGUUCAUUUUUUAUACAAUGCAUUGACUGCUUUCUAACAUGGCAGGAAUGCAUUCUCUCUGUGCCAUUUAUUAUUGUUUUUGUACAAGGAUGUGUCUGUUGAGAUGAGUCAAGGCAGCUGUGAAUCUUGUUUUAAUAAAUGAAAAAUGAGUAUGUGUAGUGGAUUUGUCUCAUUUUAGGUAUGUUUUAUGUUUUUCAGAUACAAAAGAUUUUCUUUGUUGAUGUAGAAAAAUGUCAGAUGCAUUAUUUUUAAUUGAAUGAAUACAUUACGGGUGACUUUUUCUGGAAAAAAUCUGGAAUAGUGAAAAACCUUAGAUGUGCAAGACAUUUUGUUUCUUGUGAAGUUGUUUAUGUUAAGCAUUAUAAUAGAUGAAUUUUAGUAUUACCAAAAUUUAUACCGACAUUCUGCAAGCACUUUGUUGGUUUGUUGGUCAGCAAGUUUGUGGAACCAUUGUACUUAAAAGAUGCUGAAGGUUUUAAUUUUUAGAAUCAAAAUGUAAAAAUGGGCAGAUCUGUAGCCUACUUGCUUUUGUAUUAAAAGUGGGCAUUUGUUUAUUAUAAUAUUGUUUCCCAUACAAGAUUGCCUUUUGUUAUGAUGAUUCAAGUUUAUGUGAUUAGCUAAAUUUGUUUGAAGGUAUUUGUUUUGGCCCCUAAUUUGAUGCUGUUGAGUGUGUAUGGAUGUCUUAUUACUGUAAAGUUUUCUUUGUUUUUACUUACCUUUACUUUCUUAUUUUAUCAUUAUAAACAUCAAUGUUUUCUGUACAGUUGUGUCUUUGGAUUAGGGUUCAUUGAUUUGUCUAUUGUCAAUCAUAUUCAGGCUUUAUGCAGUGUGGCAUUUUGGUAAAGAAUGUCAAGUGAUACAGUUUAUUCCAUCACCCUCUUACACGACUUGUGCAGAAAAACUACUGUUUAAUUGUCUGAUUAAAUUAAAUCAACCUAGCCCAUUUUCUACAAAACUGGGCAUUGUAA
Aplysia californica (California sea hare) is the source of this 4352-nucleotide messenger RNA. RefSeq lists its product as uncharacterized. The transcript is spliced from 14 exons. The coding region runs from base 296 to 2164 and encodes 622 amino acids. The record is from RefSeq and is a predicted model, not a curated record. Lineage: Eukaryota; Metazoa; Mollusca; Gastropoda; Aplysiida; Aplysiidae.